Hippoglossus stenolepis (Pacific halibut) is the source of this 1668-nucleotide messenger RNA. It is a transcript of the gene pop5, whose product is annotated as POP5 homolog, ribonuclease P/MRP subunit. Gene Ontology annotation, cellular component: ribonuclease P complex. The coding region runs from base 124 to 627 and encodes 167 amino acids. The transcript has 5 exons. Gene Ontology annotation, molecular function: ribonuclease P RNA binding. NCBI's taxonomy places the organism in Eukaryota, Metazoa, Chordata, Actinopteri, Pleuronectiformes, Pleuronectidae. Gene Ontology annotation, biological process: tRNA 5'-leader removal. The record is from RefSeq and is a predicted model, not a curated record.
CGGUGCAUCGAAUCAAAGGCUUCAGGCUUCGCCAUGAAUGUCCAGUGUGUGGCGCCAUACUCGCUCCGGGUGGCAGAUUACUUUUGUUGACGGAAGUUCCCACGGAAGAAGAGAGGAGCAGCAAUGGUGCGGGUGAAGAGGAGGUAUUUACUGUGUGAAGUCAACGUGUCGAAGCGGAGCCACCUGUUGCAGCUGGAUGACCGAGCUGUGGCGGCGGCUGUGCGGGCAGCAGUGGCCCGCACACACGGAGACUAUGGAGCAGCUCAUUGCCUCGUCGGCUUCUCUGUGAAAUAUCUGAACGCUCAUACUGGAAUGGUAUUUCUACGUUUCCCCAAAAAGUGUUACAAGCUCCUCUGGUCUGCAUUGCCUUUUAUAACAAGUAUUGAAGUUCGUGGCCAGAACAUUCCAUGUUUUCUAAACUGUGUGCAUGUGGGAGGAACAAUUAGGACAUGUCAGAAGUUUCUGAUCCGAUACAACACCCAACAGCUCCACAGAAUGCUCCCUAAAUGUAAAGAUGAAGAGGAAAAACAACAGGUUCGUGAAGCAAUUCUUCAAUGCUCCCUACCAGGAGGAAAGAAGGAGGCAUUUGAAGACAAGUUAGAGAGUGACGAAGAUGAAGAAGAGUGACAUCACAGCAUUCAGUCAAAGAUGGCAGCUAUGUAGUUCUUCCUAGAUGACUGGCUCUGAAUAUUUUUAUACAGAACUAACAGGAGGGAAGAAAUGCAACUGUGGAAACAUGGUUUACUGCUGCUCUUCAGUGAGUUUUUACCUAAUGAAAACUGACUGUCUUCAACAGAGGAACACGUUAAGUUAUGUUUGUCACAUAGAAAAUGUGGGUUUGCAGGUUGGCUGAUGGUCGGCAUGAAUAUCAUUUCACAGCAAGGUCUUAUUUAAUGCUACGUCAAUACUAUUACAUUUUUGUUUUAAAACAAAAAUGAUCAACAUCCACACACUAGCGUUUUAACUAAGUUUAAAACAAAACGUUGUAGUGUGAAUGUAGCCUAAUGCUGACACUGAAUUUGCAUCUAUUUAUUUUGGAUAAGGCUAACUUUAAAUUAUUAGAUUUGCAUCGCAAAAUAAGACCAUGAUGGAAUUCUGAAGAAACUAUUUAGAAGACACUUUUUAGGGUUCAAUGAAUUUGUUUUGUAUUUUUUACUGUAUUUUGUUUAAAAAAAAAAAUCAUAACAUUGUUGGUAUACAGUUUGUAAACAUUUUAGGAACGAUGCACAGAUGAAUACAUGUUGCUGAUAUUAGCAGAUAUUGCAUUACCUUUCAUAGUAAUGGCAUGAUUGGGUCAGUAUGGUGUCAUACCUUUUCUUUUACACCACAGUCAAACAUUUAACAACAAUAUUUCCAGUAAACUAAUUUAACAACCUUAAAACCUUAACACUGACCCUAGUUUGUACCAUAGACUGUAUAUAAAUUGUAUUUAUAGUUAGUUCAUUUAUAGUCAAUUCAUUUUCAGUCUUGUCAAUAGCAAACAAAGGUUCAGAGAUGUAUUGCUUAGGCAUGUGCAUGCACAGUGGAGGUAUGACACAUAAAUGAUCUGCCUCAGAUUUGGAAAAUGUUUGUCAUUUGCUGUCCAUAAAGAAGAGUUUAAAACCACAACCUUCUCUCAGGAGCUAAAAUGAGUUUUUAAACGUAAAAAUAAAUAUCGUGAUGAUCAUC